Molecule: messenger RNA, 576 nt
Organism: Gigantopelta aegis
Lineage: Eukaryota; Metazoa; Mollusca; Gastropoda; Neomphalida; Peltospiridae
Product: ankyrin repeat domain-containing protein 7-like
Exons: 4
Coding region: 1-576 (191 amino acids)
Molecular function (GO): protein binding
Source: RefSeq, a predicted model, not a curated record
AUGGUCAUACUGAGGUUGUUGAAACAACUCCUCAAACAGCAUGCAGACGUUAAUAUUCAGAACAAAAAUGGAUGGACUUCCCUAAUGAUAGCUUGUCAAAAUGGUCAUACUAAAAUUGUUGAACAACUACUCAAAGAGCAUGCAAAUGUUAAUAUUCAGAACAAAGAAGAACUACUAGACUCAUGUGUUAAAGGAGAUUUAGCUACAGUCAUAAUGAAAUCAUUAGAUAUGGAUGCUCUCAUACAAGCUGGAGCUGAUGUCAAUAAACAAGAAAGUCAUUUAGGGUUAACUCCUUUGUCCUUUGCUAUAAGUGGUAGUAAAUCAUUUUCAAUAACAGAGUCACUCUUAAUGUAUGGUGCUCAUCCUAAUGUCAUUGCUGACAAUAGUACACCAUUAGAUAUAGCUAUCGUCAUUAAUGAGAAAGCCUUAGUGGUUGAACAACUACUUAAAGAGGAUGCAGACAUUAAUAUUCAGAACAAAAAAGGAGUAACUGCCCUAAUGAUAGCUAGUGCAAAUGGUCACACACAAGUUAUUGAACUAUUAGCUAAAGUACUUGAGACAUUGAUGUUCGAAUGA